CGCCCCGCUCCGGCCCCCGGAGGCAUCGCGCCGCGGCGGCCGCAGUCGCCAUGAGCGCGGCGUGGGGGGCGCUGGGCCGCGGGCUGUGGGCGGCGGCGGCGGCGCUGGCGCUGGGCGCGCUGCUGGGCGCCUGGCGCUGGGGCGGCGGGCGGCGGCGGGGGGCGGCCGGGGGGGGCCGCGGCGGCCGCCGCGAGCGCGUGGGGACGGUGUCGGGGCUCUUCGUGUACCCGGUGAAGUCGUGCCGCGGCGUGGCCGUGCCGCGGGCGCAGGUGACGCCGAUGGGGCUGCGGAGCGGCGAGCUGCGGGACAGGUUCUGGCUGGUGACCAAGGAGGAUGGACACAUGGUUACGGCCCGGCAGGAGCCGCGGCUGGUCCUGGUUUCUGUCGGCUGUGAGAAGGGUUGCUUGACCUUAAAUGCCCCAGCGAUGGAGAAGCUGUGUUUCCCUGUAAAUCUCUCCAGGAAAAAUCCAGUGCGGAACUGCAGGGUGUUUGGACUGGAUAUCCAAGGCAGGGACUGUGGUGAUGAAGUGGCUCGGUGGAUUACCACUUUCCUGAAUACAGAGCCAUAUCGACUAGUGCACUUUGAGCCUUCCAUGGUGCCAAGAAAGUCAAAGGACGUAAUAAACCUUUUCCGAACCACAGAUGAGGUUGCCUACCCCGAUUGUAGCCCAGUCUUGAUCCUCACAGAAGCUUCACUGGAAGAUCUAAACACCAGACUGGAGAAGAAAGUUAAGAUGGAGAACUUCAGGCCAAAUAUUCUUGUUACAGGUUGCAGUGCUUAUGAAGAGGACUCCUGGGAGGAUAUUCUGAUUGGUGAUGUGGAGAUGAAAGGGACAGUGUGUUGUGCCAGGUGUAUUUUAACAACCGUUAACCCAGACACUGGGGUCCUGGAUAGGAAGGAGCCACUGGAAACACUGAAAAGUUACCGCUUAUGUGAUCCAUCUGAGCGACAUUUAUACAAAUCCAGCCCUCUCUUCGGAAGGUAUUUUGCUGUUGACAAAACCGGAACCAUUCAAGUUGGAGACCCUGUGUAUAAGAUCGUCCAGUAAAGGGAGAUAGAUUUUGAUCAGAAGAUGCCUUUUCACUUUGAUAUUGAAAUUGUUUUCCCAUGAACACAGCCACUGACAUAACUUUUUCUUAUUCCUUGCAAUAUUUUCUGUUUUGUUCCUUUGUAAGGCACAGGGAGUCUUUGAGCCUAUGAAGUGCCAAAAGUGAUUUUAGAUCAUGUCAUGUGCUAGCAUUCCUAUAGAAACCAAAUCUUCAGUUUUUUACAGGCUGUAAAGAAGAAACCCCAAUCUAAAGACAAAUUACAGCACUACUGAGAGUACCACACUUCCUAAUUUUUUGUGUCAGGCUCCAUAUUGGAAUCCAAAAUUAUGUGCAAGGGCUUUGCAUCAUGUAUUAGAUACAUUCAGUGCCUCUGAAGAACCACAAAAACAGUCAUGCUGAGGCUAAGGUAAGCUUACUGACCUUGGAGCUGCCUUACUAGUACACACGGAGUGACGAAGGCAAGGCCUUGUCUUAAAUUCCACCCUUCUUUGGUCUUAAGCAUCUUUCUCUAUUUCUGGAGGUAUUUUCAGUCAGUGUUUCUUAACCUGCAGUCAUUCCCUGAAGACUGUGUGCUGUCUUUCAAGACUGGAGCUGUGUCAGAAGGAGAAGGGUUGUGAGCUGACUAAAUGCUACUCUAUUCUAUAGGUGGGAGCACUGGCUAACAGUACAUAGGUUCAUUUAUGUCCUCCAUUUGAAACUGUGAAUCAUCAUUUGCAUCUCCCCUGAAACAUACCCUGACAGCUAGUCCAUAGGCUAUUUUAGAGUGAUGCAUUUGCUACCAUAUCAAUAGAAAGUGCUCCAAUAUAACUAAAGAAUUAGGUGUUCAUUAGACCAGAGACUUUACUUGCAUUAGAGAGAAGAAGGCUUUUGGGAGUGAUCUGAUCCCAAGACUCCCCCUGUCCAAACUGAUAUCCUAGCCACGGUUGUAGGGUGCUAUGUUCAUGCUUAGCUCCUUUCUGGCUCAGUGAAUCUUUUACUGUAGAAAGUUGGACUGCUUCAGCAAGAGGGUGUCUCUGCCAAAGACACCUGCACAUAUAGAGAAGUAAAGUUUUAUGCAUCCAGGGGAAUACAUAGACUUCUGGUGCCAAAUAGCAGCUAAGCAGGGGUUUGGGAAGUUGCAGUUUUAGGCUGAGCAUUUUAAUACCCCUACCCCAUACGCACUCUUUCUUUUUUUUUUUUAAUCCUAACUGAAAUAUCAGCCACUUACAUGAAACUGAUAAUCCUAUUUUCUGCUAUAUGUUAUACUGCAUAGAACAAGUGGGAGGGUUGAUGCAGGGGGAAGAAACAACUGCCAUUGAUGGCAGUGCUGUCUUUUCUUCAAAUCUAGCAGAACUUAAAAAAAAAAAACCCUGUACUCAAAGACAAAAGUGAACCAUCUUUCAAGCACUUGGCCACCUGUAGCAUUGUUAUGGAUUAGUAUAUCUGGAAAGAGUGUUGAACUAGCCAAAAGAGGAUUUUAAAUAAGUAUGAAGAAGGACAAGUCAUGGCCCAAUUUGGAGUUUAGAUUCUCUGUUCUCUUUUGUGAGUAUGAAACCGGGAUUUUGCUGCAUGUCCACAGCUGACACUGGUAGAGUGAAGAGUCCUCGGCUUUUGAGCAGAUUCAAAUGGAUGUACGUGGCAACCAUGGAGCAGGUAUAUGAGGAAGGUAGUUCUGUAUUACUUGUUACCUGGGAGUUGCUCCAAGUAGUCUUUUGUAAGUAGAGUGCUCUGUAAGUGUUAAGUUCUCCUGUGACGGAGGAGUCCCCAGCUAGGACUACAUACUGCAUGCUUGUGCAAUGUUAUUCCCAGUGCAGUGACUAGUGGGAAGACAUGAGAUAAAAAGCAUCUUUUAAAAUGAAAAUAAUCAUGAGGUUAACUUAGAAAAGCGUAUGUUGAAAAUCCUUAAAAAUAUUAGAAGCUGAAACAUUGUGGAAUUCCUCAUAUUAUUGUUAAGCAAAGACAGCCUGCUGGCCUUCCAGAGCAAUUAGUUAAGUGUGUGUCGCUUAAGUCAAAAAAGUGGAAGGAAAGAGAGCUGAAUUCUUGCCUCUAGCAAAGCAUCAUUCUUCACUGUUUUCUUAGCACCACAUUAGGAGUUAUGUAACACAAAUUCUGUGUGAUAUAGGUCAUGUUGCAUUUUGCUAUCAUUGACUGGAUUAAUUUGGGAAUGCGGCGAUUUGUCCAAUAGGAAAUUUUGCAUCUGUGUUCCUGUUAUUGAAAGAAAAUUACAUAGAUCUAAACCCUGAUUUACCCCUACAAAACCUCCUUAGAAGAAUUUGGCUAGAAUCCUAAAAUGCAUAUGCUUCUGAGUGUAGUGAAUUUGACAAAUGACAUUUAGGUCAAUUAUGUGAUAAAAGAGGGCCCUCCUGGGAGCUGCAGAAGGUAACUAAUUAAUAUGACAAUAUAAAUGUUUUCAUAUAGUUGAACUCCUGUAACUGUAGGAAUUACAUUUGAUUUCACUGAAGCCUUUUAGGAAGUUGACUGAAAACAUGUCAGUCUUACAACACUUUUUGUAUAUGUGUGCUUAAAACUGUUAGCUGCAUUUUAACUCUGGAAAGAAAAAAGUAUUCUUCUUUUGAAAAAGUAAACUUCUAUUGAAUCAAAA
This is a messenger RNA of Dromaius novaehollandiae (emu), 3631 nucleotides long. It is a transcript of the gene MTARC2, whose product is annotated as mitochondrial amidoxime reducing component 2. The coding region runs from base 51 to 1049 and encodes 332 amino acids. Gene Ontology annotation, biological process: nitrate metabolic process. The record is from RefSeq and is a predicted model, not a curated record. Gene Ontology annotation, molecular function: pyridoxal phosphate binding; molybdenum ion binding; molybdopterin cofactor binding. Gene Ontology annotation, cellular component: mitochondrial inner membrane. The transcript is spliced from 7 exons. Lineage: Eukaryota; Metazoa; Chordata; Aves; Casuariiformes; Dromaiidae.